CAAGGAGCAUUAUUUUCUCCCCUCUCGUUGCUAAUAGUCUAGAUAGUUGGGAGUUUGUGUGUGUGGCUUUUUGGCGAGGAACUGGACUUGACUGGAGACUACGAGACACAUACAUUACUCAGCGAGUAACCAAGCUCCCUGCUCACACGUGCUCGCGCUCACUCACCCUCCAGCCAACAUGCAGCGGGCGAUCUCGGUGACUUUUCUAGCGGCGCUGCUGUCGCUGAGUCUGGUAUCCAUUGCACUGGCCGAAGUGGACCUUGAGCCUAAGGACAAGACGUUCUGUAUUGGCGUCAAGUGUCUCACCGUGGCCCAGAUGCGCUGCAAGGACUGGACGAUGGGCGUCUGCUGCCCCAUGUGUCUGCUGGACGAAGAAGACAGAUGCGUGUCGCCGUUCAAAGAGAUGCCGACGUUGGCGAGGAAGUGCAAGGAGGGACUACGUUGUCACAAGAAAAGUGGACGCUGUGUCAAGGACCAGUACUAACGACAUUCCAGGACCGAGGGGAGGAACAGUUUGAAAUGGCCAGUGACAGGCGAGGAGGAGGUCAGUGCUGGGUGCCAGGUUUUCCACACUUCCCGGGUCCAGAGGCGCCGCUAUCUAUGUGUGUGUUGUCCAAAAAUGAAGUCUGUUGUAAGAAGAAAAAGAAG
This is a messenger RNA of Aplysia californica (California sea hare), 648 nucleotides long. RefSeq lists its product as uncharacterized. The transcript is spliced from 4 exons. Bases 179 to 484 code for a protein of 101 amino acids. NCBI's taxonomy places the organism in Eukaryota, Metazoa, Mollusca, Gastropoda, Aplysiida, Aplysiidae. The record is from RefSeq and is a predicted model, not a curated record.